AGCGGCGCCGCACAACCAUGCUGGCCCCGCGGCUGCCGCUCGGCCUGUUGGGGCUGCUGCUGUUGCUGCAGCGGCCGCCGGCCGCCCGGCCGGAGCCCCAGGCCAGCUGCGACCCCGAGGGCUGCUACGCGCUCUACGCCCAGGCGCGCAGCUUCCUGGAGGCCUGGCGCGCCUGCCGGGAGCUGGGGGGCAACCUGGCCACGCUCAAGCGCGCUGAGGAGGCGGCCCAGGUCAGCCAGCUGCUGGCCGGCAGCCGCCAGCCCGGCCCGCCGCGCCUCUUCUGGAUCGGGCUGCAGCGCCAGCCGCGCCAGUGCUUCCCGCAGCGGCCCCUGCGCGGCUUCAGCUGGGUCACCGGCGAGCAGGAGGCGGCCUACAGCAACUGGGCGCGGGCGAGCGGGGCCGGCGGCGGCGGCGGCGGGGCCGGCUGCGCCGCUCCGCGCUGCGUGGCGCUGGACGACCGCGACUUCGAGUGGCUGGCGGGCUCGUGCGCCGGGCCGGUGGACGGCUACCUCUGCCGCUUCGCCUUCCGCGGCAUGUGCGCCGGGCUGGAGGAGGGCGAGAGCGGCGGCGCGGCCGUGAGCUACGCCGCCCCCUUCGGGCCGCUGGGCGGGCCGGCCGCCGCCGCCGCCGCCGCCCCGCCGCCGCGCUUCGUGCCCUUCGGCACGGUGGCCACGGUGAGCUGCCCCGGCGGCGCGGCGCUCUCGCUGCUGUGCCUGCAGAAGGAGGACGGGCGGGUGGCCUGGUCCAAGAGCGCGCCGCUCUGCCGGGAGCGGGCGGCGGCGGCGGCGGCGGCGGCGGCCAGCUGGUGCGAGGGCGACAACGGCGGCUGCCAGCAGCUCUGCCUGGACGAGGGCUCCGGCUACGCCUGCGAGUGCCACGCCGGCUACGUGCUGCUGCCCGACGGCCACUCCUGCGCCGCCAACGACCCGUGCCGCCACCGGCCCUGCCAGUUCGACUGCGCGCCCGAGGAUGAGGAGGAGGGCGGCGGCGGCGGCGGCUACCGCUGCCGGUGCCCCGCGGGGUACGAGCUGGCGGCCGACGGGCACCGCUGCGAGGACCUGGACGAGUGCGCCGACGGGCCCUGCGAGCACCAGUGCGAGAACACGGAGGGCUCCUUCCUCUGCCGCUGCCACCUGGGCUUCAGCCCCUCCGAGGAGGAGCCGGGCCAGUGCGUGGACACGGACGAGUGCCAGAUCCCCGGCGUGUGCCAGCAGAUGUGCGUCAACUACGUGGGCGGCUUCGAGUGCUACUGCACCGAGGGCUUCGACCUGGAGGACGACGGCAUCAGCUGCAGCCCGGUGGAUGCCCUGGGACUGCCCGCCGCCACCCCUCCGGACGUUUGGGCAGACCCCUUCCAAGUGCGCUUCACCACCAGGCGGGCGGACGACCUCAGCGCCCCGCCGGUCCGGUUCUCGCUCUUCCGGGAGGUGGAGACGGGCUCCUCGGAUUCGGCGGCUUCCUUCUUGUCGGUGCCCGACAGGCUGGUCUUCCCCCCUCGCGCGCCCGCCACAGCAGCGCCCGAGGUUGACCACGCCUGGGACUCGCGAGUCUCUCCCCUGGAGCACAGCCCUUCCUCCCCCGACCUCCGCGGGGUCCUCCAUCCCACCGCCCCUGCCUCCGAUCCUCCGACGCCCGCCGGGUCCCUGUCCCUUGGCAUCACGGGGGCCGCGGAGGAGCCCGCUGGCCCAGCUGAACCCAGCACCCCGAGGCCACCCCUAACCCCCCCGCAGCCGCUGCCGCCCGGAGGAUCCAGUCCCUCGGAGGGGAAGGAGGACCCUGUCGUGGGUGGGGUCAGGGCCCCCCUCCCCACCUUUGCCACCCCCAGCCCAGCCUCUGGGGAGGAGCAAGGAUGGGAGAGGAGGGAUGACCGGUGGCUGCUGGUGGCCCUGCUGGUGCCCAUCUCGGUCUUCCUGGUCAUCAUGCUGGCCCUGGGCAUUGUGUACUGUACCCGCUGCGGAGCUCAGGCCAAGAGCCGGAGCGUCACCCAGUGUUACCGGUGGGUGAUCAGCACCUCCGAGAAAACGGCCCCUCCCCCCUCGUCCCGGCCGUGCCAGCCGGCUACUUGCCGAACCAGCGUCUGAACCAGGGGCCAGCACUGGGGGCCGAUGCCCUGCUCCCGGGCCAGGUGGCACAGACAGAAAGGACCCCUCAGCUCAUCGCUGGGCAAAGGGCAAAUGCCAAAGAACGUCCCCUCCCUUCUUCUAAAGCUGGGACAGUCUGCCAGGAUGCAGAGACCCAUCUGGAGGGGCACCAAAGGCUGAGCCCCGAGGCUCGCGGUUGGCUCCGAGGUUGGCUCACAACGAGAAGCCAAGGCUGUUCAGAACUUGGUUGCCGGAAUAAAGACGCCUGUCCUUUUUCAGCCGACAUAAGCGCCUUCAAAUUGCAACCUGGCGCCCCCUUGCUUGCGAACCGAUGCUGCUGGAGGCCCGGAGAUGCUCUGUCCAGAGGGGGUAGCGACCCUCCCGGCGUUGGACAAAAAAGGAGUUGGUUGUGUUUUGUGUUCUUUCCAACCAGGGGUUGGAACUUGGGACCAACUUGCAUGCAAAAGCAGGGGUUCCGCUGCCCAGCGCUGGCUGUCCUGCCAACCAGGGAAGUAAGUUUCUAGUCCUCAUGGCUUCUGAAUAAACCGGAACUAGGAAGCUCUUUUCAGCUUGAGUCAGACCACUGAUCCACACCACUCAGCAUCGUUCCUCCCACUGUGAGCUUGGGGGCUUGUUAAAAACUUUGACUAGCGUGCUGUAUCCUGGGGGGUCGUGGGAUACAGCCCCGUAAAUAUACUUGGGUUGACGUGACCACAAUUUGGGAUGCUGGCAAAAGGGGACCUUCCAAAUCGGGGGCCGGGAGCUGGAAGGCUUUGCACCCCGCAAGUUUGGGGAGGAAAUAGAGGGUGGGGCCCUCUUGGGGCCAGGCAUCUGGGUUGACAACCCUGCCACGGUGCGGGAGAGGGUGGGGCCGUGCAGAAGGCAGGCAGGCUUCACAAACAGGGGAGGAACCCUCUGGAU
Messenger RNA from Candoia aspera, 3002 nucleotides. It is a transcript of the gene CD248, whose product is annotated as CD248 molecule. Gene Ontology annotation, biological process: cell migration. Gene Ontology annotation, cellular component: external side of plasma membrane; extracellular matrix. Bases 18 to 2081 code for a protein of 687 amino acids. Gene Ontology annotation, molecular function: extracellular matrix protein binding; extracellular matrix binding; calcium ion binding. The transcript has a single exon. The record is from RefSeq and is a predicted model, not a curated record. NCBI's taxonomy places the organism in Eukaryota, Metazoa, Chordata, Lepidosauria, Squamata, Candoiidae.